Doryrhamphus excisus (bluestripe pipefish) is the source of this 8425-nucleotide messenger RNA. RefSeq names its product G-protein coupled receptor 52. Gene Ontology annotation, cellular component: membrane. Gene Ontology annotation, molecular function: G protein-coupled receptor activity. NCBI's taxonomy places the organism in Eukaryota, Metazoa, Chordata, Actinopteri, Syngnathiformes, Syngnathidae. Gene Ontology annotation, biological process: G protein-coupled receptor signaling pathway. The record is from RefSeq and is a predicted model, not a curated record.
CUAGCAUAGAAGUGUUUCAAAUGUACUUCUUCCCUGAGAUCAUAUUUCUCCUCUCUUGUAGAGAAGUAUUGGAUGACAUUUUUAGCUAAUUGGUCAUUUUUAGCCUUAUGCAUUAUUUUAGCUGUUUGAAGAUGAACUAUAUCAGCAAGUUGAAGUAUUUGUGAUUUUAGAAAUAAGGAGUUAGUAUGUUCUCUGUAGGCGGCAUUAUGAAUUAUCCUUACUGACCUUUUUUGCAGUACAUUUAGCUUAGUGAAGAUUGCUUUUAUAGUUAUUACCGCAUACAUAUUUCCGCACAAUAAGUAAGAUAUGGUAGAACCAGAGAGCAAUAAAGAGUGUGGAGUGAUUUCUGAUUUCUGAGAACAAAUUUUGCUUUGUUCAAUAUUGAAAUAUUUCUGGCCACAUUAUGUUGUAUAUUUGUAAUAUGAGGUUUCCAGCUCAUAUUUUAAUUUAUUGUGAUCCCCAGAAAUUUAUUUUCGUUGUAUAUUAUCACAAAGGAAUAAAAACUAAGUAGUAAACUUUCAUGAAAGUAGAAAAAAGAGGGAUCGGGGUUUGUAGUAAAGCCACUAAGAUACUGCUAAUAUAUGUUUAAGAAAUGUAUGUGAGGAAAAAGCUAUAUGUGAUUGGCGGCAUAAUGGCUUGGAGCCUCAGGUGGAGUUGGAAGGAGAGGAGUCAAACAGUAAGCAAGACGCUGACAGAGAGCAAGGGAGAGGGAGGGAUCCUGAGUGUGUGUGUGUGUGUGUGUGUAGAGAGAGAGAGAGCAAUUGAGUGUGUGAGGUAGAGAGAUUGCGAGGAGAGGGAGGGAAGUGUAAGCCAGUCACAGCAUCUCUCCGUACUGCACCAGGGCUGAGGGAUUCUUCGUCCCAUUGUGUCCCUCACUGCAGAAUUAGCACAGUUCCAUCUGCGUAGUCAUCUUUUUUUUUUUUUUUUUUGCUUUUUACUUGCUGCUUUUUGCUCCAUCUCUGUCUUUUAUGCCUGCACCAAAGGAUUUACUCAUUAGGAAAACGGGUUGUCCUGUGUUACGGAAUUACAGGGGACAUUUUGCAAAGGACAGUAGAAUUCUGAAGGGGACUCAGCUUUUUUUUAUGUAUACUAGGGCGGAUUUCUCUUUUGUUGCGCAGCAAGUGUUUUUUUUUUUUUUUUCCUUUCUCUGAGCGACAGACAUACUGAGAGAGGAGUUCAAGGAAGGCUCUACAGGACCCCUGUGCCUUUUACGCCUUUCCAACUAAACAGAAUGCAUGCUUAAAAAGGCAAAAGCUGUUGUCACGCUAAGCAUUGGAAGGAAAUGAGUCCCCACUCCUGAUUGCUUCAGAAUACCAACACGAGAAUGCAAGUAAAGAGUAUGAGAUUGAAAAAGUAGUUUGCCGACUGUACCCAAGUGUGUGUGUGUGUGUGUGUGCUACAGGAUUGCUGAGGAGUCCAAGUGAGGGGAGCACUGAGUUAUUCAGCUGGCCUCUCAUAGCUCCUGGAGAGUCCUUUCUCCUGCCUCCAAUGGGAGUCUGACAUUUCAUGCCUUCAUCAUCAGCCACUACGACUGUUGCAUUUUUAUUUUUUUUUCUUCUCAAAGUCCAGAACUUUGAUAGCUGAAUUUGCACGCUGGGAUUUAUAUUUGAAAUAGCAUUUUUUGCAGCACUCAUGCACUACUUUCGAUGUGCUUUUUAAAAAAAAAUGUUGGUUUCUGCACAUGGAUGCCUUGGCAAUACACACCGAGCCCGUGUGUGUUGAGAGAACUGUGACAUUAUCUCCUGUGGAGAGAUCCCCAUGUUUAUUUAGCCUGUGUCUGUGUUUUGACUCUCACAAUAGUUAGGCAUACAUGGGCUCCAGACACUGACAAGAGGACCACCAAAAUAAGGGGGGGGGAUUAUAAACACAGUAACCCCAGUACAAUCAAAUUCUGGAUUUUAUUGAAGAUAUUGAUAUUUCCCCUCUGAAUUCAAAUGUAUACAUUUUAAAUGGAACUCCACUCAGUAAAUUUGAUCUCAUCACCUGUUCUGCAAUGGGAGCCAAUAUGUUGCAUAUAUAGCGAAUCUUUUGCGGGAAUCUGUGAAAGCAUUCUGUUUAAUACACUAAGCUCUUCAUCAGGUUUCUUUCCUUGCAACGGCUUUCAUCUCUGUGUUCGUGGAAAACGGCUUAUUGCCUCAGCCUCUUGGUGGUAACCCUUUUGAAACGGAAAAGAUAAAAAGGCCACAGGCUGGCAAAGCAGAGCAGCAUGGAACCUCACCUCUAGGACGGAUGCUCACUUCAGCUAUAAUUUCGCUCCGCUUCGGGUUUAUUGAAGAAAUAUGCUUUUCCCCAUCGCUACUCUUAAAUGUGAUUUCGCUUUUUCCGCAAAGCAUGCUGUCCGAAUGGAAAACAGCCUACCCGUCGUACCCAUCCAAAAGCAGAUGGCAGGUUAACGGGUCCUUGAAUGAGACUCAUCAAUGUGAAAGAGAGCAAGAGAGCGUGUUAAGUUGUAUUAACUGAAGCUGGCCACAGGGACCCGGAGAGGAGUAAGCAAUUUGAAGUUCCGUGCUGUUGCCUCAUUGGAGUUCUAAAACAACCCCCGGGCCCCACAAGGAUAAAAAUCCAGAACGAUGAAUCUGUCCGACGCAACAACAACGGACCCAGUUCUCGCGGCAAACAGCAGCCUCGGCGACGUCCUUUCCGCGGCCUCCAACCACUCCUGUCCCUUAGGAUGGGGGCUGAAAGAAGGCUUAGAGGCUUGCAUCCUGGAGACCGCUGUCGUCGUACUACUGACAGUGCUCAUUAUCACCGGGAACUUGACAGUGAUUUUUGUAUUCCACUGUGCCCCGCUGUUGCAUCACUACACCACCAGCUACUUCAUCCAGACUAUGGCCUACGCUGACCUUCUGGUGGGUCUCAGCUGCCUGGUACCCACAUUGUCUUUGCUCCACUACCCAAGUGUCCAGGAGCCCAUCACUUGUCAAGUCUUCAGCUAUGUCAUCUCCGUUCUAAAAAGUGUUUCAAUGGCGUGUUUGGCUUGCAUCAGUGUGGACCGCUAUCUGGCUAUAACGAAACCGCUAUCUUACAAUCAACUGGUAACACCAUGCCGGCUACGAAGCUGCAUCACCCUCAUAUGGGUUUACUCCAGCUUGGUAUUCCUGCCUUCUUUUUUUGGGUGGGGCAAGCCCGGCUAUCACGGGGACAUUUUUGAGUGGUGUGCACAGUCGUGGCCCACUUCUGCUCUCUUUACGGGCUUUGUGGUGUGCUUACUUUAUGCACCUGCUGCACUCGUGGUGUGUUUUACCUACUAUCACAUAUUUCGCAUUUGCCAGCAGCACAACAGGGAGAUCAGUGAACGACGUGCACGUUUUCCCAGCCAAGAAAUGGAAGCUGUCGAAGGAGGUGCUGAUGGACAGCAAGGAGGACACGGACCAGAUCGGCGUUACGCCAUGGUGCUCUUCCGCAUCACAAGUGUUUUCUAUAUGCUGUGGCUGCCCUACAUCAUCUACUUUGUGUUAGAGAGCUCCCAUGUCUUGGACAGCCCCGCUCUCUCCUUCAUUACCACUUGGCUAGCCAUUAGCAACAGUUUUUGCAACUGUGUCAUCUACAGCCUGUCCAACAGUGUGUUCCGCUUGGGCAUGCGUAGGCUCUCGCAGACAAUUUGCUCCUUCAGCCACUGUGCCGCUGAUGACAGGGACUUUGGGAAGCCUAAACCGAGAAAAAGGGCAAACUCAUGCUCCAUUUAAUUAUAUGACCGCUAAAAUAUAGACAUACAGUUCAUAUACAUUGUCAAGUGACGCUUUGUGGUGACAACUCUGUCAUUCCCUCGGCCACAGUCUGCAGUGCUUUACUGAAUUUUGAGAUCAUUAAGUGUGAUUUAUUUACAGUUUUUUUUUUAAUGAGAGAUAGUCAGCCUGUGACUGCAUUCGUUAUUUGCCUAGUGGUGAUGGUGGUGAUGAUUAUUUCCCUGCAGAUGUAAAGAUAUAUGUUUAGUGAAAUGAGGGAGCCGAGGGAGUUGGAUGAAGAAGAUGAUCUGCAGAAAACCUCUGCUCCACAAAUAAUGUGUCAAGUUUGCAAAUGGAUAUUUAUUAAACAAAAACGUUGACCCUUUUUACUCAACAAUGAAGUGUGAAACUGUGAACCAAAUAUGGGGAAUUAAAGAGGUUAUUAGUUUUAAUUGGCAUCUUUAUGACUGUAAUUCAAACAGGACUCUUGACAAAUUAUGAUAAUUUUUUAUUCAUUCAGUCAUUCAUUUUCUACCGCUUAUCCUCACGAGGGGCGCAUGGGGUGCUGGAGCCUAUCCCAGCUGUCUUCGGGCGAAGACAGCUGGACUGGUGGCCAGCCAAUCACAGGGCACAUAUAGACAAACAACCAUUCACACUCACAUUCAUACCUAUGGACAAUUUGGAGUUGCCAAUUAACCUAGCAUGUUUUUGGAAUGUGGGAGGAAACCGGAGAAAACCCACGCAUGCACGGGGAGAACAUGCACACUCCACACAGAGAUAGCCGAGGGUGGAAUUGAACCCUGGUCUCCUAGCUGUGAGGUCUGCCUGCUAACCACUCGACCGCCGUGCCGCCUGAUAAUUUUUUUUGUUGAAAAUUAAUAUUAAAUUAAUAUUAAAUUUUCAUAUUGCAUUAGGGUUAUCUAGAACCGUCUAUUACCCUUUUGAAAGCCCCUUUUACAGCACUGCCUUAUUUUUUUUACAUCAAACUUGAAGGCAUUAACAAGACUGACCCUUUCUUUGGUUUGAUAAGAAUGCCAUCACACAGAUUCACUGGGGAAAAGUUUUGCUUGGUACCUGCAAGAUAUUUUAUAGCAUGUCAUAUAUGCAUAGAAAUGUCCUAAAAUUAAUUCCAAAAUCCUGAUAAAUAACAUUUAUUGUCAGUCCCUCAGAGAGUUUGAGUCCACCACUUUGCUUCACUUUUCCGUAAUUUACCAUUAACAUUAAUUGCACCAUCUGCUGGUAGUUACCAAUCGAUGCAGGCCUCUGUUAUCACAUUAACUUAGUUGCUGUGUUUAAAUUCCCAGACUGCUGCCCUGUACGUUUUGCUUAUCCGCCUACAAGUACUACUCUUUAAGUAGUGCAAUUCCUCAUCUAUAUGGCAGAAGAUGAUUACUUGAUGAUGAUGAUUACUAUUGCUAUAUUGCUACAGUUCUUCUUGUCAUUCAAUAGAAUGCACAUUGAGAACAAUUCACUUUAUGAAUAUGUAUUGCAUUGCUCCCCCCGUGUCUUGGAUAUCUGGUUCAGACGUCUUGUAUAAAUCAGUAAGGUUAAUUCUUUGCUGAUGUUGUGACUGAUUAUCAUUAGAAGUCGAACUACUAACCAGUGGCUCCACUACAUCAUGUCAAUAUUGCUAACCUCAUACCGACUGAAUAGUUAGCUGCGGUUCUUUAAAUGAUCCUUGCAGGCCAGCAAUUCAGUCGUAAAUUUUAUUUUUUUUCUGCUCAUUUCCAUUGAUGACAAUUAGUCUAACUGAUGUCAACAUUGUAUCUGUAAAUUAAUAACGUUAGACUAGGUUUUGUGAAUUCCCUUCCACGGUAUAUAUCCAAAAAAAACUUGGUUUGUAUGAGAAAACGCAGAAUAGCUGUGCUAAAUACUAGAGAUGUGUUCUAUUGAUAGAAUGCUCUGUUAAGGGGAAGUAGUACUGUGGAGUAGAUGCAGUUCAUGAGGCCUGACUAUUGUGUAACAAUAUGGUAACAACACAGAAACAAUAGUCCUAACAAUUGAUAGCUUGGUUGUUACCAUGUAGUGUACAUUUUUGAAUGUGAUUGUCCAAGUAAAUUUUCCAGUAUUUUUGGUCAAAAAAUUGCACAAUUUAUUAUUCUUUUGGAGUGAUUUUUUUUUUUUUUUUUUUAAGAUAGAUGGUCGUGUGAAUUUCUGUGUCGGCUCACUGUUUCAAACCUCCAAGGGCAUCGAAUGCAUAAUGUAGACUUAAUUGAAUCAGUGUCUGUAUUCCCAGAACCAAAACUGAAGUGGUAGGAAUUCAAAAUGUUACCAUGUUUAAACAAAAUGUUUUAAUUUCAAGUGCAGUAAGAAAAAAAAAUGGAUGAUUUUAUUUAUUUAAUGAAAUUAUAUGUAAGUCUUUACACAAUAUUCUGUACAUGGGUAUACUGUAAAGUGGGUGUGUUUCAAACCUGUUGUAAAAAAAAAAUAUAUAUAUAUAUAAUGUAUUGUGUUAAAUUAUUGGGUUCUUAUGUUUUUGAUUAUAGAGGGCCAUGUGUUGAUAGCACAACAUCUAUUUUUUUAUUUCCGAAAUUUUGACAAAGGUUUUGUUGUUACCGACAAAAUAAAGGUGACAAUAACAAGAACUUGACAUGUGAUAUUUCUCAGCUCAGAUUCAUGAUUUUACCCCCAAAUAAUUAUAUAUAUUUUGCAGUGUAUGUCAUGAGACAUACAGAUUCGAUUUUUUUGAUGGAAAAAAAAAUCAGGAAGGUAUAUUUGCAGUAUGCAAGACAUUGGAAGAACACAAUUCAUUAUAUGUGGACUUUGAAAAAAAAACAGCAAACCAGCAAAACCAGGCAUGGAAGUGACACUUUCUUCUCUAAAACAUUUCAAUAUAAGCUUCUCCACAUAAACAUCAAUGAUUCUUACCAGCUAGCGCCAAAUUUAUCUGUGGCGGUCCAAAUUUAUUUGUGGCAGGCUCCCGCAAAUAAAUUAAUGUAUGGUAAACGCCAAUCUGGAGGUCGUUUGAGUGACCUCACUUGACAAACCUUUGGCAUUGUGAGUUAGUCCAUAAUCCCCCUGCAGAGGUACUGUCAUUUGUCUUUUAGACGUCUAGGCUGGAUGGUGUUCAAUGCACAAAGAACUUGAUCCUCACGGUGUACCCAGGCUUCUUCAAGUGUAGAACAGUGGUCAGCAACCUUCAGCCAUUUAAGUUUCGACCUAACGUAUUCCAUCAAAUCUAUUUGACCGCUCAAUUGAAAGUAAUGCUACACGUAUAGUUUCCUUAAGCGUAUCGCCACAUCGCUUUUCUCUCUUCCUGUUCCUCCUGGCGGAGCGAUAAGCCACAUCUGUUACCACUUGGCAAUUAGUCAUGCUUCUUCAGCCCUUUCCACCGAUUUCAGAUUAACAUUCAUAAUAAAAAUGUUGUAGGGCAUUGAUUAGCUCCAGGUUCAGUACGUCUCUCCGUUUCGCUUUAGUUGCCAUUGUUCAUUAGUGAUAAAGAUCUAACAAGCGUUAUAGUUGACCAGCAUCGUGGCCAGUUUUGAAUUGCACGGCACUUGCUCAACUGCAACGGAGAACUUUGACAGCUUCAUGAUAGCAUCAGAAGUAUAAAAGAGCAGCAGGUUGCGAAGAAUAAUGACUGUAUCUUCUGCAAAUGUAUUCUUGACUACGGUGUCUUCCAAACAUAACGUUCUUGAGAUUUAUCAAGCGAGUGCACAUAAUAGGAAAGUGAGGUAUGACGGUAGAAGAAGGCAAGUAGAAAGAAUUCUGUAUUUGGGUUAGAUGUCUUGUACAUGAAACUGUAAAUGUAUUUAUUAAAAUUGUUUGGAUUUUUCUCUUUGAUCUGUUUUAUAUUUGGUUAUUCAGUGAAGGAUGGUGUUUUAUGCUCCUUACAGAAAACAUUUCCUCCGCUCUCGCUAGUUAGCCAAACCAACAUCGGCUUCCAAGUGGAGGCAUGCUCAAUAUUCAUGGCCCUCCACUAUACGCAAUUCUCUUUUAUUUCCACAAAUGGGAGCACGCAGUGCUUCCUGCUGCGUGUCCUCCUCUUUUCGGUUUCAUUGAGGAAGAACCACCUGACCUUGUUUGAAGUGGAGAAGUCGUGGUUUGAGGGGAAGUCACUUCCUUCUGCAUGUGUGUGCUUGGUGUUUGGUGGGUUCAUUUAAGGCUACUCUCAAUGAAUAUACGUUUGACUUUUUUAUAUGUAACAGUGUAAAUCAUUCAUUCAUUCAAGGUCGCAGGGGUGCUGGAGCUUAUCCCAGCUGUCUUCGGGGCGAGAGGCGGGGUACACCCUGGACUGGUCGCCAGCCAGCCUAGUACCAGCCUAGUACCCGGAGAAAACCCACGCAUGCGCGGGGAGAACAUGCAAACUCCACACAGAGAUCGCUGAGGGUGGGGAAAGACAAAAUAAGAAGCCGAAAAGUUACCACUUCCACACAAAAUAGGAGGAGAACUCAUUCAUUCAUUCAUCCAUUUUCUACCGCUUAUCCUCACGAGGGUUGCGGGGGGUGCGGGAGCCUAUCCCAGCUGUCUUCGGGGCGAGAGGCGGGGUACACCCUGGACUGGUCGCCAGCCAACCACAGGGCACAUAUAGACAAACAACCAUUCACACUCACAUUCAUACCUAUGGACAAUUUGGAGUCGCCAAUUAACCUAGCAUGUUUUUGGAAUGUGGGAGGAAACCGGAGUACCCGGAGAAAACCCACGCAUGCAUGGGGAGAACAUGCAAACUCCACACAGAGAUCGCCGAGGGUGGGGAAAGACAAAAUAAGAAGCCGAAAAGUUACCACUUCCACACAAAAUAGGAGGAGAACUCAUUCAUU